Molecule: messenger RNA, 1123 nt
Organism: Suillus clintonianus
Lineage: Eukaryota; Fungi; Basidiomycota; Agaricomycetes; Boletales; Suillaceae
Exons: 15
Coding region: 93-959 (288 amino acids)
Source: RefSeq, a predicted model, not a curated record
CUUCGCCAGGACCCCCCAGCACCAACACGGAAGGGCCAGUUUAUAAGAAAGUGCAUAAUGUGUGCGUCAAACCCGUUUUACAUCUUGAACGAAUGCAGAUGGAAUAUUCGGCUGAAGAUAUUGCAGCGGCUAGGAGUCUGCAGUGUUUAGUGUACCUAUGCACGUCAAUGGCGGUGUUCUGGACCUAUGAUUAUGCAUGUUCACUACACGAAGAGUGGACAUUCCUCUUUCGGUCGCGCUGGACCAAGUUAUAUAGUGCAUUCGGAUCCAGCACACAUCUUCCUGAUGGUGAAUUAACAUAUCGUGCUUCAGAGUACUUCAACCCGAAUGAGAAUUCCGAUAAAUGCCAGAUGUUGAUCGUGAUUUACUCAUAUUUCAGCAUGAUAUCAGUCGGUUGCUCUGAAUUGUUUUUUGUGCUCAGAACAUAUGCGCUCUGGAACAACAAUAGAAUCAUCCUCGUAGCCAUGUUGUCCACCUUUCUCGCUGUUGCAAUUGCAUCCACCGUCAUUUGUUUCAUCACCGUCGGCACAUCACAAGUUACGACCAGCGCAAUCCCAGGCAUCCCAGGCUGCUACCGGACUUCGACCAGCUUCAACUUGAAUGCCAUACAAUUUCUUCUCUUGUUUGCAUUUCAAUUAGGACUCGUCUGCCUCACGCUCCUACGUGUCAUACAGAGCUGGCAGACGACCAACGGCCCUCUGUACGCCAUCCUGGUCAAGCAUAACAUAUUCUGGUAUGCAUCCGGUCUAUUUCUCUCGGCCAUGAACAUACUUAUAUCGAUCAUGUUUACACAUUCCGCGUACCACUCCCUUAUUGAAGAUUUUGAGUUCGUGGUCCUUACAAUCCUCGCCACGCGCAUGCACCUCCAUGUCUGGCAGAUGGACCAGGAUGCACACGGCUCUGAUGCCCUUGGGAUGAUUUAUUUGUUUGAUAUGCUCCCGGCCGACCUUAUGGCAUGACGUAUUGUUGCGUGGCUUAUUCGGCACCGUUUGUGGAGUGAUAUUUGAACUGAAGGGAUCGCUUUGGAGGCGCUUAACUUAGAAGAACAUAUUUUAUGUUAAAGGCGGUAGGUGCCUUUGGUUGGCCUUGAUCUAUACAACAUCAAUAGAUGUCUAGUUUCCAC